CAACCAGUUUAAGUUUGACCCAGACGGACUUGGAGUUGACAAAGUGCAUUCAACUGAACGUUAACCGACUAAUUGCAGUCUCCAACUUGAAGGUUUGAAAUUGCGGCGUAGUCGGUCAUUUUCCUGAAACUGUCGGCCGGAGGUAUUAGUGUUGACUUCGUGUACAUGAUGCUUCGCAAAGAAGCGCUACAUGGGCAAGCUCCCCAAAGUUUUGACUCCUUGUAUUUUAGAGGUCAUGGCCUCUCCAGAACCUAUUAACCAAGCGGCGCCUCAUAAUAUUGCCAUGUCGCGAACGCCAUCGUAUAUUCAACUUGCACCUCGCCGCGCGAUGGCGUCCUUUGAGAAUCUCGUCGCACUCGCAAACCACCAAGAGCGACUCCGGGAAGCUCGCAGGAUUGUCUGGAGGGAGCGCGGUGAGCCUGCUGUUGAGCUUGAAGACCUUUGGGAGUGUAUGGAGCACGCGGGGCGUGGAGGAUUACGAGCUGCAGCUAUCGCUUUUGCUCUACGUGCAAGCGUGAAUCUUGUGUUGGCCACAAUAAGAAUGGGAAGUGUGCCAAAAAACAUGAGGCUCUCACUCAUUCAACAUGCGAUCUUUGGAAAGGACUCAUUUAGAUUCGCAGCUAUGCUUGGCUCCUUCGUGACUGUUUACAAGGCAACACUCAAUGCCCUCCCCAUCCUCCUUCCUGUCAAUGAACGUGCAAGCCUACCCUCACCGUUUGAGGACGAAGAUGAAGAUAUCGAAGCCCCACCAACGCCUUUUGAGGUUCCCCUCUCAGCCAGACAGUCGCGCCUUUCCUUAAGUGCUCAAGCACAUCAAGUGUGGGCGCGUAAGAAGACACGACGAUGGCACUCUAUGUUUGCUGGCGCUUUAGCCGGUGGCCUCGCUGUUAUGUUUGAAAAACGAUCAAGAAGAGUGGUCAUCGCACAACAACUCUUCGUUCGAGGCCUACAAGGUUCAUAUAACGCUUUUACUUCGAAGCACGGUUUCCAUCUACCCAAUGGAGAAGUGCUCAUGUUUUGUCUUUGCUCUACACAAAUUGUGUACGCAUUAUUUGCACGACCAGAAACACUCCCGCGAUCAUAUACCGCAUGGCUUACAACUGCGUCGGGCGCUCCAUCAAACGCGAUCAAGAUAGUCCAAGACAUGAACAAGACCGGGGCGUUUGACGUACAGGACCUUAACAAGAUCCUUAGCCGCGAGGACCUUAUCCCUGCAAAUCAGGCCACCCUUCUCGCCAGUAGAGCACUGGCUGUUAAUUCGCCUCCUGACUUUGGCCCCUAUCCUCCCUGUGGCGCUGUGCACCCCUGGGUAGAAUCGUGCACACACGUGCCGCUACCGCGCUUUGUUACAGUAUUCAAAUGGGCCUUCCCAAUCUAUGGUGCUCUGCAUUUUGUCCCGAUGAUAUUGUUCAAGCGGCAUGCAUUCUUCGAGAACCCAUUGCACAAGCUUGGACGUGCAGGGUGGGCUACGAUACGGAGUUCUGCAUUUUUAGCAACGUUCAUUGCUUCGUUCCAGACGUGGGUCUGUUUCAAACAUUACCUCUACAGGAUGUUAUCCUCCCAAACUUUAGUCAAGCUCCCACAGAAAUUUAUCGACUUCUUUGUGUCAAAGUAUUCCUAUGGACUCGGUGGAUUGUUUGGUGCGCUUUCACUCUUUGUUGAGGAAAAGCGGAGGCGAGGGGAGCUCGCGAUGUAUGUUCUGCCGAAGGGCAUGGAAAGUGCCUGGUUGACGGCAAGAGGCAAGGGCUGGGUAUUCCACACUGGUCAAUUUGGGGAAAUGAUCCUCACUGCGAUCGGAAUGAGUAUGGUUAUGAGUAUUUAUCAGAACGACCCGCAGCAUCUGUCUGGACUUGUCAGGCGGAUAUUAUAUCAGUUUAUCGGCCCUAACUGAGCGAGGGCGGCAAGAUCGCAUAUCCUCUUGGCAGAAAUUGCUCAUUUUUUUGUGGACUGUUAUCCCAUCACUCGAUAGUCCUCGUUGUAAUAACGUGUACAGUGUGGAUACGCACCAGCCCUGACAGCGGCACGGACAGCAUUAAUUGUUGCCAUACUCCUUUGAGCUCGCGACGAUCAUAACUUUAUUGUUUGAUGAGAACGACACAUCAAGAUCGCAUUGACGAUAACUAAACUGGGGAGAUCGUG
Messenger RNA from Suillus subaureus, 2139 nucleotides. RefSeq lists its product as uncharacterized. Lineage: Eukaryota; Fungi; Basidiomycota; Agaricomycetes; Boletales; Suillaceae. The record is from RefSeq and is a predicted model, not a curated record. The coding region runs from base 191 to 1891 and encodes 566 amino acids. The transcript has 13 exons.